This is a messenger RNA of Symbiodinium sp. CCMP2592, 951 nucleotides long. Lineage: Eukaryota; Dinophyceae; Suessiales; Symbiodiniaceae. The record is from the annotation of a GenBank genome assembly.
AUGGGGUGCUCGGGCUCCAAAGUGACGGUUGCCACCUACAAUCUUUACUGGUGGUGCGUGUCCAACGAAUGGCACAAUUGCCAUCAGUUUGGUGGUGGUCAAGGUUUCAAGGAGCUGUACAAGACCAUCGCAGACAAUGCUCCUUUCGAUCUGGCAGGCUUCCAAGAGUGCGAUGAUGUGGAGCAGGUUCUGCAGGGAGCCAACCUCCAGGCCUUCGACUACUUCGCGCCUAAAGGAAGUGACGCCCCGAUGGUUUGGAGCACCGAGCGCUUUCAGAAGAUCGGGGGCCCGGGGAGUGAGUGGAUCGCCAAGGACAAGUGGGGUGACAGGCUCAUGAAUUGGGUGCGGCUGAGAGAGAAGGCUACGAACACGUCCAUCUUCUUUGCGAACACACAUGGCCCCUUGGACCAGUGCGGGGGCGAUGCAGGUUCCAAGGCUGCUACCAACUACCAAGCGGCCAUCGACAAGCACAAGCAGCUUGAGGAUAAAGUGGUUUUCACCGGCGACUUUAACUGUGGCAGUAUGGACGAGACGAUGAUGACGCUUGGGCAAGGCCUCUUCAAUGCCGCCACGGACCAGUCUUUCAACGGGGCCGACCAUGUAUUAGUGAGCCCGGGGGUCAAUCUGUGCGGAUACUCGAGUACAGAGGGCUUCCCCUCUGACCAUCAGUUCCUGAAGAUGCACCUCUCCCUGGAAAAUAGCACCUCCAACUCUGUCCCAGAGCCAGCGGCUCCAGUGGCAGCACCGGUCCCUCUCCUUACUCCUGCGUCCGAGACAAUUGCAGCGGAUGACAGCGUUCGUGCAUCUGGUUGCCCACUACCGGGAGCAAAUCCAUGCUGCACGAGCUGCCCUUCCAGCCACUUCUGCCCCUCAGACCAGGGAUGCUACUCAAUCGGGCAGAGCGGCUGUGACGGUGGCCUUUGCGCCCCUGACACGCCGAUCCUGCUGUGA